UGGAAUAUUAUUUUUCUAAGGACAGUUUCCAUUUUUAUCAACAAAACCACCUUGACUGGUGCCAGAAUGUCGAAAAUAGACCACUCAAGAUAUGCAAAACCCCCAAUAGCGCUUUAUUCAAAUGAACCAUUUGUAAACUCAAGGCUUUUCCACUGUACUAUUUACAUAACACUGCAUGUAGAUUGCUUAUAAUGGCCUCGACAACAUUAAGCGAUUUCCUCUUGAAUCUCAGAGGAAAGUUCACGUGUAAUUAUUGCAAGGGGUCGCUGAACAAUCCAAAGAUUUUACCAUGUCUACAUUCUAUCUGCUGCGGUUGCCUCCGAAGGCUCGAGAUGGAAAGCCUUGGGGUGGAACGAGCUAGUUGUCCUUCGUGCAGAGCCGAAAUCGAGCUACCGGAAGGAUCUAAUAUUGAGAGUCUUCCUUCUCCGCUCUACCUGAAUCGACUACAAGAAAUGAUCAGAAUUCGAAACAACAACCCUGAGUUAGCUUGUGGGAGCUGUGAUCGAAAAGCAGCUGCGGUGUCCUAUUGUUUCGAUUGUAGAUGCCUCGUUUGUGUCGGUUGUAUUGAGGUACACGCGCGAAUAAAAGUGAUGAAGUCUCACCGCAUUGCCGAGCUGAAGGAGUUCUCAUCGAAAGAUCUCCCUGUGUUAAUUCAAGCCCCGUUGUUGUGCCUUGAAGAUGGACAUAAGCAUGAAGCGCUUGAUCAAUUCUGCAAGGAUUGUGAGAGGCAAGUUUGUGAGAAGUGUAUUAAUUCCUCACAUAAGGGCCACAACCUACUGCCGAUCAGCCAAGCGAGUAGAGAAAGUAAGAAGCGUAUUUUACAUGCCAUGGAUGGUUUGCAGGACAAAAUGUUGUCAUGUCGAGGAGAGAUAAAGCGAGUCGAUCAGAGCUACAAAACUGUGGAAAGGAGGGUAAUUACAGCACGGCAAGAAGUGUUGAAAAAAAUUGAAGACUUGAUCACUUUAUUGCGAAAGCACGGAGAUGAAAUGCUAGCUGAACUAGAGAGUGUUUAUAAAGAUCAACAGCUUUCCAUUAUUAAACAGCGGAAGGAGCUUGAAUUACAAAUGGGGCAAUUGCAAAAAACUCAUGAAUUUGCUAAUGAAAUGCUAGAGAGAGAUAUCGGGGGCGAGAUUUUAGACAUGGAAAGAUCGAUGAAAAGACGAUUUCAGCAGCUUAUGGCCAUGAAUACCAAACCAGAGCCACAUGCACAGAAAAGUAUAAACGUUGAUUAUAUUCCAGAUCCAGAAGUACAGAAAACUCUCUCGCAGUCAGGUCUCGGGCGAAUUUUUGUGAGUUUUACAGACCCCGCGACCUCGGUCGCUGAGGGAAAACAAAUGACCCAACUUCUCACAGGAACCGGAGAACGAAUCGAAUUCACGAUUCAAACGAAAGAUUCCGAUCAGAAACCGAGUUACUCUGAGAACGAUCGUGUUUCGGUCCGUAUUCAAUCAACCAAAGGUACGGUGAUUCCCACGAGAAUCGACGACAGGAAAGACGGAAGUUACCUCGUCUCCUACACCCCGUUGAAACCGGGUGUGUACCAAAUCGACGCAAGGGUUCGUGGCGAGCCAAUCAAAGGAAGCUCGUUCACAGUGCACGUGACUACUCGAGCAGAGUAUCUUAAGGCGAGCCGGAUAAGCCUGGAAAAUGCUUCUAAACCCGACCAAUAUAAACCUGUCUCAUAUUUCGGCUGCGCCGCUCAUGAAAAGUUCCAGAUCAAAAGGCCUUGUGGUCUUGCAGUCAGUUCCUCGGGAGAGGUCGUCGUCGCAGACUCGUGGAAUCGUCGGCUUCUGAUCUUUCGUCAAAGGAGCAAAGAGAAAUUGCAGUUUGAGAGCAGAGUUCUGGAGGGUAGCGUGGAUUUGACGAAUCCAGUGGGAGUUGGGUUCAAUUCUGAAGAAAAAAUCAUAGUAUCCGACAGUGACAACCAAAUGAUUCACGUGAUCGAUCGAUGUGGCGUGACCAUCAAGACAUUCGGAAGUGACGUUCUCGAAUGCCCGUGGGGAGUUUGCGUGACGCGCGAGGGCAGAAUUACCGUGUGUGACUGGGGGAGUGCUACUGUCAAAGAAUUUUCCCAACAAGGAAAACUUCUCAAAGAGUUCGCCAGUCGAUCCUCCGCCAAACCUUACUACAUCGUUCAUCACCAUGAAAAAUACUUCGUAACCUUUGAUUCACACUGUGUUGAAGUGUUCGAUAAUGGAGGUAACUUCCUGUAUAAAAUUGGCGAGAAGGGUUCCGGUGAAGGUCAGCUAAGGGACCCGAGAGGAAUGGCGAUUGACAGCAAAGAAAAUCUUGUCGUGUGUGAUAGUGGGAAUCAUCGUCUCCAGCUAUUCAGCACAGACGGAAGGGCUUUUGCGUUUGGAAGUCAGGGCAAAGAGGCGGGUCGAUUUGACAAGCCUCAAGAUGUUGUUGUCUCAUCCGAUGGCAGGUUAUUUGUGACUGAUUAUUGUAAUAAUCGUGUGCAGGUACUGCAAAGGAGCAACAGUGAAGCGCUGAUUAAUUAG
Pocillopora meandrina is the source of this 2501-nucleotide messenger RNA. Lineage: Eukaryota; Metazoa; Cnidaria; Anthozoa; Scleractinia; Pocilloporidae. The record is from the annotation of a GenBank genome assembly.